This is a messenger RNA of Arachis stenosperma, 1701 nucleotides long. RefSeq lists its product as uncharacterized. Bases 1 to 1701 code for a protein of 566 amino acids. Lineage: Eukaryota; Viridiplantae; Streptophyta; Magnoliopsida; Fabales; Fabaceae. The record is from RefSeq and is a predicted model, not a curated record. The transcript has a single exon.
AUGGCUGGUGAGGACAGUUUUAUAUUGUUGGUACACCACAGAGGAUCGAUUAAGAGGAAAACUCGUUCCGGUGUCAAGUUCACCGAUAAGGAUCCUCUCUGUAUUAUCGUGAGUUCUACGACAAGCUAUUAUGACCUUGCUAGGUCUGUACUGCUGAAACUUGGUCUGGAUGGUGUGAAAAGGGUUAAGAAGUUUUUCUAUCGCAUUCCAAUCUCGGUGCUCCAAGAUAGCGUGAAGUAUGAUUGUUUCACGAUCGGGAGUGAUGAGGACUUGCAGGUCAUGUUUCUUUGUCGCCGGCAGUUUUUCGAAGUGAGGACACCAGAGCUAUUGGCAAAGCUGGUUGAUGUGGUGUCCAACUCGGGGGGUUCGAACUGGAAUACCAACACUUUAGCGACGGUUGCCGGUUCUAGCUCAAGACCUGCCGUGGCAUCUUCCUCAGUCUCUGCGUACGAGCCACCCGCCCCGCCUGUCGCCUCCCCUUCGUUUGCUGUUGAUCUCAACGGCAGUGUUGGCGACGAGGUUGGAACAGUGGAACUUCUACCUACCUCUGUACAGUGUGUUGCACCGGCUGGGGCUGGAGAUGGAUUGUUUGAUGAUCUAGAGGAUGAUGAUGUAGAGCCGGAUAUGAUUGCUGAUGACAGUGGCGAUGAUAUUACAGCGAGUGAGCCUGCCGGUGCAGGUGGUGGUUCUAGCUCUGGCACACAGCAAUACCCUUCUCAUUUUUCAUCUUUGGACCUGGAUGCCAUGAGGGAGGCGGGGGUACCUGGGGAGCCUACUGGAUUUGGCGCUAGAGAUGCAGAAGGGUCAGCUGGUAUGACAGAGUUUCAGGUUGGUCAGCAAUUUCAGGAUAAGGAGGAUGCCCUGUCAAGUGUGAAGACUUACAGCAUCCGCCGAGGUGUACAGUACAAGGUAGUGGAGUCUGAUUAUUGUCGUUAUAUUGGCAAGUGUUCUGAGUUCGGGAAUGGGUGCACAUGGUUGAUUAGGCUGAGUCUCCGGCAGCGUAAGGGCAUUUGGGAGGUCAAACGGUACAAUGGACUGCAUACUUGUCUGGCCAGCUCUAUCUCCAGCGAUCACAGGAGUUUGGAUUAUCAUGUGAUAUCGGCAUUCAUUAUGCCAAUGGUUAGAGCCAAUGCAUCCGUCAGCAUCAAGGUGCUCCUAAAUGCGACUGCCUCACACUAUGGGUUUAGGCAUACCUACAGGAGGGUCUGGAUGGCGAAGCAGAAGGCUGUGGCCGUCAUUUAUGGUGACUGGGAUGAGUCUUACAAUGAGCUCCCAAUGUGGGUGUUAGGAGUGCAGCUGACCAUGCCUGGUUCUAUUGCAGUUCUUCGAACUAGCCCUGUUCGAGUUGGGGGACAGCUGGACGAAUCUCAAGCUUAUUUUCACAUACUGUUCUGGACUUUUCCACCGUAUAUCGAGGCAUUUCGUCUUUGCAAGUCAUUGGUGAGUAUUGAUGAGACCCAUCUAUAUGGCAAAUAUGGGGGUACUUUACUUGUUGCGAUUGCACAGGACGGGAACUGCAACAUACUCCCUGUUGCAUUCGCACUAGUCGAGGGUGAGAAUGCUGAGUCCUGGUCAUUCUUUCUCUCCCAACUGGUACGUCACGUCCUAAAGUGUGAUGGUGCACUUCCCGAACGGCAUGUGAAAAGUGUGCGUCUCCGGACACCACCUCUCGACGAAUGCACUCACAAGCGGCUCUGCUAA